Messenger RNA from Fulvia fulva, 1368 nucleotides. Its product is annotated as DNA polymerase delta subunit 3. Gene Ontology annotation, molecular function: DNA-directed DNA polymerase activity. Bases 1 to 1368 code for a protein of 455 amino acids. Gene Ontology annotation, biological process: DNA synthesis involved in UV-damage excision repair; DNA replication; nucleotide-excision repair, DNA gap filling. Gene Ontology annotation, cellular component: nucleus; delta DNA polymerase complex. NCBI's taxonomy places the organism in Eukaryota, Fungi, Ascomycota, Dothideomycetes, Mycosphaerellales, Mycosphaerellaceae. The transcript is spliced from 3 exons. The record is from RefSeq and is a predicted model, not a curated record.
AUGGCUCAAGACUAUAGCACGUACUUGGCGACCAACGUGCUGAACGAGCAACAGAAUGUCAGCUACCGUAACCUGAGCAGAGCGUUGAAGGUGCAUAGCAACUUGGCGAAGCAAAUGCUAUACGAGUUCCACCGCAAGCAGAACAGCAAGAAGCCUGGCAGUGUUCAUGCUACAUAUGUCAUCACCGGCACGAAGCGAAACACUCAGACAAAUGGCGUACACAGCCAAGACGAUGGCGAGGACAGUGUCAUGCGGAGUAGCCCUCCGCUCCCAGGCAGCUCCAUGCCACAAUCACAGGACGAAGCACCGACGCCUACAUCAACACGAUCGAUCAUGCUGGUAAAGGAGGAGCAUCUGGACCAAGCAAAGGAGCUGUUCGAGCAAAUCUCCGGCAUGCACAUAUACACCUUACAAGCGGGCGGUUUGAGCGAUGUCCAAGUCUUGACUGACUGCAACCGCAAAGUGCAGGUGAAUUAUGCUUCCGAGGACCCUAUGAAAGAGUGGAAACAAUAUGGCACGAUACAGAAUCCGAGCGUGAGAAGGAGGACAAGAAAGAACGGUCCUCCACCGGCGGCGAUGGCGCCUGCGAAACCAGAAGCCGUGAAAGCGAAAGCAGCUGCGACAGCUGCAGCUAAGACCAGUGCUGCAGAUGUGAAGGCUGCCGUGAAACCCACCUUGAAGAGCGAGACUUCAAAUGACGCCAGAGGAGUACACAGCAAGCCGAUAGGCAGCACAAAGGCACAAUCGUCAAACAUCUUCAAAUCGUUUGCGAAGGGCGCGGCAAAGCCGAGAAAGACCGACUCGCAAGGAAGUUCUGCAGCAGCAUCGCCCGCGGCACUGCCAUCUCCUGCCGCCCCAGCCGAGGAUGGCACGGAAGAUGUUCCAAUGACUGGCUUUUCGGACGACGACAUGGACGACACUGGUACGAAUCUGCUGGGUGAAGAGCCGGAUGAAGUCAAGGAGCCCUCAGGGCCCAGUAGAAAAGAACGAAAGGCGGCUCUUGAGGCAUUGAUGGACGAAGAUGACGAGCCGAUGAAGGACGCCGACUCGCCUGCCGCUGUCGAAGAAGACGAGGCAAAGCUCGACGAAGGCGAGAUCGACAAACCCGAACCGAAGGAAGAGCCCAAAGAAACAGUGACAAUCGAGCAUGGCCGCAGAAGAGGUCGCCGAAGAGUUAUGAAGAAGAAGACUGUCAAAGACGAGGAAGGCUAUCUCGUCACGCGCGAAGAAGCAGCCUGGGAAUCCUUCUCAGAAGACGAGCCUGCGCCGAAGAAAGCCAAAGUUUCCGCACCGCUCCCGAGCAAGACGACCGCAAAGAAGGGUGGUAAGCCUGCGGGCAACAUCAUGUCCUUCUUCAAAAAGAAGUAA